AAAAGGUAAACACGGAAAAGUUUAUAUAAUUACUUCUUUAGAGCCUCCCUAAACUAGGAGAAAAGCAGAAAGUAAGUUGCUUCAUUGUACUUGUAUACAAAUAGAUUGGAGAUUAGUUACUCUGACAUGUAAGCUCGGGGAUCUGCCUCUUAUGUCGUAUUUAAAAUUUUUGAAUGCGAUACAAAUUUAUGGUUUUUUUGAAACUUAUUUACACCUUUGUGUCGAAAUGAAGCUUAAUAACAAAAUUAUUGUCCACGUAGGCUUGAAUAAGGGUUUUUCUUAUUUUAGUGAAGUAGCGGCUUACAUAGUAAAAUCAAAACUAAAUAACGGUUUAGUGACCUUAGCUCUAAUCAAAACUAAAUAACCGUUUAGUGACCUUAGCCCUAAAAGAAUUGAAGAAUACCGAACUAUUUAGGCCAAUAUGGACCAUUUUUUUGUACUCUGCCGUAAUUAAAAUUUCCGACGUGAAAUUGUAAAUAAACCUCACUUUAAAAAUAAAAAAUAAAAAAAAAAAAAAAAAAAAUCAGAAAAGUAGGUCUUUUUCCUAAAAAAAAUAAUUAUAAGACCGGCCUCAUAUGAUUUGGCUCCUUCAAAGUUCAAACAACGAGAGAAAGGCUUACUUAUUAUCUGUGGCACCAAACAAUUGAGCUUUCUAAACCAUUGUAAUCAAACUUGUAUUGAAGAAGAAACCAAAUUUAAUCAACAACCCAGAAAAAAAUCAAUCUUUUCAAUGUGAUGUGGGUACUUAAUUCUCCCCAAAUCAUCAAACCACCAAUCUCUCGCUUACCUAUCAAACACAGAACAUCUUCGACACAACCAAUCACCUCCGUCGUUUUCUGCUCUUCCGCCGCCGGCGCCGCCGCUGAAACCGCCAAUAAGAACCCCACAAUUCAGUCAUUAUGCAAGAAAGGAAAUCUCAAACAAGCCCUUCAUCUUCUUUCCUCAGAAUCAAAACCAACCCAACAAACUUACGAGCUCUUAAUCCUCGCUUGUGCCCUCCAAAAGUCUUUUCCUGACGCUUUUGCUGUUCAUCGCAACAUUGUUGAUAAUGGGUUUGAUCAAGAUCCGUUUUUGGCUACUAAAUUGAUUGAUAUGUACUCGGAAUUGGACUGUAUUGAUUAUGCACGCCAAGUGUUUGAUAAAAUUCCUAGGAGAACUAUUUAUGUUUGGAAUGCUAUUUUGCGUGCUCUUACAUUGGCUGGUUAUGGGGUUGAGGCAUUGGGUCUUUAUAGGGAGAUGAAUAGGAUUGGUAUGCCCUGUGAUAGGUUUACUCAUACUUAUGCAAUUAAGGCUUGUGUUGUGUCUGAAUCAAUGACUACUUCGUUGUUGGAGAAAGGGAAGGAGAUUCAUGGCCGGGUUUUGCGACAUGGGUAUGAAACCCAUGUGCAUAUCAUGACAACUUUGCUAGAUAUGUAUGCUAAGUUUGGAAAUGUGUCGUAUGCGAGCUAUAUUUUCGAUGGGAUGCCUGAUAAAAAUGUUGUUUCUUGGAGUGCUAUGAUUGCUUGUUAUGCUAAAAAUGAGAGGCCAUUGGAGGCAUUGAAUCUUUUCCAUGAGAUGGUGUAUGAGAUUAGGGGUUUUUCGCCCAAUUCAGUGACUAUGGUUAAUGUACUUCAAGCCUGUGCUGCUCUUGCAGCUUUGGAACAAGGCAGGCUGAUUCACUGUUAUAUAUUGAGAAGAAAUCUUGAUUCCAUACUGCCAGUUACUAGUGCCCUCAUGACUAUGUAUUCAAGAUGCGGGAAACUUGAGGUUACACAGAAGAUUUUUGACCAGAUGGAUAAGAGGGAUGUUGUUUCGUGGAAUACAUUAAUUUCUAGUUAUGGAAUUCAUGGUUUUGGUAUGAAGGCUGUUCGCGUUUUUGAGGAAAUGCUUAGUAGGGGAAUUAAACCUAGUGCCAUCUCUUUUGUGAGUGUAUUAGGAGCUUGUAGCCAUGCAGGGCUUGCUGAUAUGGGAAAAAGGUUAUUUGAUUCAAUGACCGAGCAGCAUGGGAUUUCUCCAAGUGUAGAGCACUAUGCAUGCCUGGUAGAUCUAUUAGGCCGUGCCAAUCGAAUAAAAGAAGCAGCUAAAGUUAUAGAAGACAUGAAAAUUAAGCCAGGACCAAAAGUUUGGGGUUCUCUCCUUGGCUCAUGUAAGAUUCACGGUAAUGUUGAGCUUGCAGAGAGAGCAAGCACUCAACUUUUUCAACUCGAACCUGCCAAUGCUGGAAAUUAUGUGCUGUUGGCUGAUAUUUAUGCAGAAGCUGGAAUGUGGGAUGAAGUGAAAAGAGUGAAGCAGCUUCUAGAAGCCCAGGGACUGCAGAAGGUUUCUGGUCGAAGUUGGAUUGAAGUGAGAAGGAAGAUCUUCUCGUUCAUGUCAGUUGAUGAGCUUAACCCCCAGAUUGAGCUGAUUCAUGCUCUUUUGGCUGAGUUUUCUGAGGAGAUGAAGCAACAGGGAUAUACCCCACGGACCGAACUUGUUCUCUAUGACCUUGAAGAGAAGGAGAAAGAACGGAUUCUCCUGGGACACAGUGAAAAACUAGCUGUUGGCUUUGGACUCAUAAAUACUAGCAAGGGAGAAACCAUAAGGAUCACUAAGAACCUACGGUUAUGUGAAGAUUGUCAUACUAUGACCAAGUUUAUCUCCAGAUAUACCAGCAGGGAGAUUAUGGUUAGGGAUGUUAAUCGCAUUCAUCAUUUCCGUGAUGGUGUUUGCUCCUGUGGCGAUUACUGGUAGUCUCAUGUAAAAUUUAUGCUGAUUCUUUAUACCAUAACAACAUAAAGAAAUCUCAGUUGGACCUAGAUGAAUUUUAUAUGUUGUACAGUGACCACAAGAAAUUAAACAAAUUAUAGGUUUUUUUUUUUUUUCACAGUUCCUUCGCAGUUGCAUCAUUUAUUUUUUUUUUCUUUUUUUUUUGGUAAAUCACAGUUGCAUCAUUUUUUAGUCUAACCAGUUUUCAGGACAAUGUGCUAAGUAGUUUCUGUGCCCACUGAGCCUUUGUUAGAGUAAUAAUUUUUUUGAUGCUUCAGUUGGUGUUUGGGAUUAUACUUGGUACCACAUUAAGGAGGCAUUAAUCAAAAUAUCCUUUGAUGUUAUGCAUCAAAGCUAGCAUGGCUACUCAGGUACGAGGGGGCUCAG
Molecule: messenger RNA, 3111 nt
Organism: Chenopodium quinoa (quinoa)
Lineage: Eukaryota; Viridiplantae; Streptophyta; Magnoliopsida; Caryophyllales; Amaranthaceae
Product: pentatricopeptide repeat-containing protein At3g46790, chloroplastic-like
Exons: 1
Coding region: 736-2709 (657 amino acids)
Biological process (GO): RNA modification
Molecular function (GO): zinc ion binding; RNA binding; protein binding
Source: RefSeq, a predicted model, not a curated record